This is a messenger RNA of Trypanosoma brucei brucei TREU927, 1701 nucleotides long. RefSeq lists its product as hypothetical. Gene Ontology annotation, cellular component: ciliary basal body; intraciliary transport particle B; ciliary base. The transcript has a single exon. The coding region runs from base 1 to 1701 and encodes 566 amino acids. The record is from RefSeq and is a predicted model, not a curated record. NCBI's taxonomy places the organism in Eukaryota, Euglenozoa, Kinetoplastea, Trypanosomatida, Trypanosomatidae. Gene Ontology annotation, molecular function: protein binding; intraciliary transport particle B binding. Gene Ontology annotation, biological process: intraciliary anterograde transport; intraciliary transport involved in cilium assembly.
AUGCUGUCUACAAGUGGGAGGGUGAAGCGUAAGAAUGCCGCACCUCUCCAGAAGGUGGGGCAGACAAAGACAUCUGUUGUUGAUCAGCUUGAGGAAGCGCUGCAACAACGCGACUUCUCCAAGGCCACAACCGUUCUCGAGUUUUAUAAGACAACAAACCAGCCAGUGGGAGAUCUCCCCAUUAACCCAUGGUUGGCCUACAGUGCAUUUCACAUGAAUGACGUAUCCAAAGCUCUCGAUGUAUAUAAGGAGCUCUUGUCGCUUGAUGGAUGCGAUCCAAUGCACUAUAUUCACAUGGGUUGCUGCCAUUUUGUCAACGGGUCCUACGCAGAGGCGGAGGAAUGUGCGUUGAAGGGGCCGGACUGUUCACUGCAGACACGCUUGCUGUUUCACAUUGCUCAGAAGACGUAUGAUGAGGACAAGUUGCUUGUCUAUCACCAGAAGCUGAAGGAAACGGUGGAGGAUCAACUAUCGCUGGGUGCUGUUCAUUUCUAUCGCGGUCACUUCCAGGAGGCAAUCGAUGUGUAUAAGCGCAUACUUCUCGAAACCCGCGAGUACAUCGCACUGAACGUUUACGUGGCCAUGUGCUACUACAAGAUGGACUAUUAUGAUGUUAGUCUCGAAGUGCUUAAUGUGUAUUUGCAAUCGCACAAUAAUAGUGCCACCGCCAUUAAUCUCAAGUCCUGCAAUCAUUACAGGCUGUACAAUGGCAAAGCGGCUGAAGCGGAACUGCGUGUGCUGAUCGACCUGCAGCGCUCCACCUACAAUGUAGAAAAUGAUAUUGUCAAGCAUAACUUGGUUGUCUUCCGUAAUGGCGAGGACGCCCUUCAGGUGCUUCCGCCACUGCUCAACGUUGUGCCAGAGGCUCGGCUGAAUCUCGUCAUAUAUCACCUGCGCCAUGAGCAGAUUGAGGAGGCCUAUGAACUGAUUAAGGAUCUUGAACCUGUGGCUUCAACGGAGUACAUUUUGAAAGCAGUUGUGAAUGCCUUCAUUGGACAGAAGUUGGACUCAGAGGAGCAUUUGAAGACUACGCGUGAGUACUUUAACCUCAUAGGAUCUGCACAGUCCGAGUGCGAUACAAUUCCAGGUCGGCAAUGCAUGGCUUCGUAUUUCUUCAUCUUGCGCGACUUCCCCAAUGUGCUCAUUUACCUACGUUCCAUUAAGCCCUACUUCUUGAAUGAUGACACUUUUCUAUACCUUCAUGGUAUUGCAUGCGCUGCAACUGGGAGCUUUGCUGAGGCGGAGGAAUCACUCACAGCAGUGCGUUCGGAGAAGGUCAAAGCGGAGUUCAGCUACAUGAGUUGGCUUAUGCGCGCACACAUCAUGAACAAGCAUGCAAAGCGGGCUUGGGACAUUUACCUCAAGAUGGAGACCAGCGCCGAGUCAUUUAAUAUUCUUCAACUCAUGGCUAACGAUUGCUACAAGGUGUGUGCCUUUUACUAUGCUGCGAAGGCGUUUGAUGUUCUUGAGCGUCUUGACAGCGCUCCUGAGUAUAUUGAGGGGAAGAAAGGGGCCUGCAUUGGUGUCUUCCAGCAGGUGUUCGCUGGGCAGGAGCCGGCAGAUUCGUUAUUUGACGUUAUGAAAAUGUUAGAUAUGAGCGUGCAGCAGCAUGCCAAUGACCCGAAGGUUUCACAGCAAUUUGAAAGUAUUCUGAAGGUCAUUAAGGACUGGGUAAAGGAGAGCAAAUUGAAGAAGAAGUGA